This is a messenger RNA of Aspergillus pseudotamarii, 687 nucleotides long. RefSeq names its product YdeI/OmpD-associated family protein. The record is from RefSeq and is a predicted model, not a curated record. NCBI's taxonomy places the organism in Eukaryota, Fungi, Ascomycota, Eurotiomycetes, Eurotiales, Aspergillaceae. Bases 1 to 687 code for a protein of 228 amino acids. The transcript has a single exon.
AUGCCACCCAAGGCACACCCAAUAGCCGAACCAUCCGAUCUCCCAAUUCACCCCUUUAGAUCGGCCGCUGAAUUUGAACAUUUUCUGGAGCGGGAGCAUUCCACAUCUCCAGGGAUCUACGUGAAACUGGCCAAAAAGUCUUCCGGCAUUCCUUCUGUCUCUCGCGAUGAAGCUGUGGAGACGGCGUUGUGUUUCGGAUGGAUCGAUGGUCGUGCGCAUGCGUACGAUGAGGACUGGUGGCUGGUGCGAUAUACCCCACGACGUGCGAAGAGCAUCUGGUCCAAGAAGAACGUGACGACCGUAGAACUAUUGCUGAACGCCGGUCGUAUGCGGCCAGCCGGGUUGGCCGUGGUGGAAGCUGCACAGGCGGACGGUCGCUGGGCUCGUGCAUACGAUGGCCCGGCCACUAUCACGGUGCCGGAUGAUCUAGCAGCUGCGCUGACGCAGACGCCAGAAGCCGCGACUUUUUUUGAAGGGUUGAAUCGGUCAGACAGGUACUCGGUCUUGGUUCAACUUCAGUGGACUGCUCCACAGCGCCGAGCGAAGCGCAUCGGCACAUUGGUCCAAAUGCUAGCAGAUGGUAAAACGCCAGGAGUGUCAGUCAAGUCAGCCAAAGCAAGUAAACGGAAAUCUGUGGAUAGGAACCAUGACCAGGAUGGACGUCGGAAAACAUCGAAAAAGACCUGA